UUAAAAUUUUUGAUGCAUGACGUUUUCAGCAGCAAAAAGGAAGUUAACGGAUAAUUUUAGACCAAAAUGCUUCAAUUGUAAAAUUGGUAUAAGAAUCAGACCAGUCUGGUCACCUCUUAUGCUGUUUGGAAUAGUGCUUUGUUGCACUCUGCCUUUUCGAGUUAUUUCUUGCUUGUAAAGCUGAUCUAAGUUUCCUUCAGGGUCAGGAACUUCCACUCCCGAAAUGAGAGUAUCUUUAAUUGUGGUGGCAUUUUGAUCACCGGCAAUUCUUGAAAAGACUGCUGGCUUGCUUGAGAUAAUUUUCGUGCAAGCAUUCCUCAGCAACUGAAAAAAUGGGCUGCGGCUUACCAAAGCUGGAAAAAUCCGAUGAAAACAGCCCUGGCAAAAUCUAUUCAACACUUAAAAGACCGCAAGUGGAAACAAAAGUGGACAUAGCCUAUGAAUAUAAGCUUCUGGAUUUCACUAUAGCAGCAGAGGGUGAAUCAUCUGCGGUGAAGCUCACGUCCUUACAUGAUCUUCCUCAUCAUCUGCAGGGCCUCUACCAGAAGGGCUUUGUUCUGGCUGUUUUUCACCCUUUCAUAUACCCCAUCAAUGGCCAGAAGACAACUCCGUUAGAAAAAAUGUUCAGAGCUGUUUUGAUCAAGGCAGUGGUGAGCUCUGAAGAGAAUAGUGUUAAGGCAGAACCAAGCAGCCUUGAAGUGGAUCUGUGUUUAUUGGCUAACCAACCAGUUAAUUCCAAAGGACUAGAAAAUAUCCUGCAAAAAGUACAAGAAAAGUCAAAGAAAGACUCACGAUUUGUUGGACAUGUGCUGUAUCAAAAUUCCACAGCAAAUUCACUGGAAAGACCUGAAGAAGUGUCAGCAGCUAACAGUAUUUUGAAUCAAAAUAAAGUGGAAAAGAAUGAGCAAAGUGAUAAUAAUGGAGAUAGACUGGCAUCGAGUCAGGAUUCCAAAGGGCCACCUGGUGAGGGAUCCCAAUCUGAAGCCCAACCUAUUGAAUGUCAAGAGAAAGCUGAUGAUCAGCCCACAUUAAAAAUAACGAGUCAACCAUAUCAAGAAGAUGAAAGCCAGAUACAGGAUAAAAGCUUAGCUGGUAGUGAGGUAGAUGACAUCGUUACUGAUAAACAAGACGCUUCAUCACCAGCAGAAGCAUCAGGACUUGAAGCAGCAGACGGCCUACAUACUGUGGGGACAGCUGUGGGGGAGCAGUCUCCAAUGGCAACAAAUGAGUUCACUGAGGGGAAGCCAAUUACAGAAUGUCAUGGAGCCAAUGAGGCCAGCAUGUCUGAGACUGAUGACAGAAAACAGGAGGUGCACUCAAAGCAAGGACUGGCUGAAGGGAUCAGACAGAGGAAUGUUGUGGAAAAUGAGAUAUUUCUCCUUUUCAACAAACAACAAGUAAACCAGAACUCUCGCAAGUAUUACACAGCUACAAUUCCAUUGAAGAUCAGUAAGAAGGGAGAGGAUAUCAACAGUUUAGAAGCAGACUGGCUGGAGCACAUGACGGAACACUUCACGAAGGGAGCCUUGUUAGUGGAUGCUUUGAUUUGUCUGGGAACGCUGACGGAUUCAAUACCGAAAUCAGUGGAUGGGCUUUUUAUCUUUGAAGGAGUUUCAGAUGAAAAGUAUGAAACCUACGAUGCUAUAGUUGUGGAACAGUGGACGGUGAUUAACGGAAAUGAGGUGAAAACUGAUUACGUUCCCUUGCUGAAUUCCCUGGCUGCAUAUGGCUGGCAGUUAACCUGUGUGCUGCCUACUCCUAUACUGAGGAGGGACAGCGAUGGGAAUCUUGCUACAAAACAGAUCGUCUUCCUCCAGAGACCAUCACUGCCAAGCAAAGAGAAGAAAAAGGAGCCAAAGAAAAAAUCAACAAAAGAUGAAAAAUCAAGCAAGAAAGACAAAGGCUGUUUAAAAGAUAAAAAUGGCAAAGCACCUCUUACAGUGAAGAAAUCUAAAGAAGUUUCAGACGAGAAACUGGAAGAAAGCGUGGCAAAGAAUGGAGACAAAGAAAAUGUUGAAAUUGGAAUUUCCCUGAAAACAGAGGGGAAUGAAAACAAUAUCCCUGGGACUGAGGGAGUGCAAAGCUACAUAUGUGUGACAAAUGCUGAGGGGGCUGGGAGUGCAGGGUUAAGCACAGUUCCGGAAAAUGUAAUGAACAAAGCCCAUGAUGACAAAAAUAUUUGUGAAAAUGAAGAUGUGAAAGUAGUACAGGAAAAGCAUGAAAAUGAAUGUCAAAGUGAUACAAUUAGUCAAAGUGAAGGAGAGGCCUGUCAAGCAAAAGUGAAUACUCCAGUGAAUGGAGAAUGUAUUGUCACUAGUCAGCACCUUAAUAACAUGCCUGCCCAGGCCUCGGAAGAAGCAAUUGGAUCCAUCUCAGAAAUAAAGCCUAUUGCACCUGAGGAAGGGAAAGGAGGUGUAGAAUUACAUGAUGGUGAAUAAUGCAAUAUUCUGGAUAAUAAAAAGAUAGUGCAAUUUUUUUUCCCCUGUGAAGUCUGAUUGUAAAAUUUUUGCUGGUCUGUUUGUAAAAUUAUGCCCAUGUUGUGUCACAUCCUUAGUGAAUGAACUCAUUCACACACACACUUGCUUGUUAUGUGAUAAAGCAAAUAACAAUAGUUUAUGCUAGAAUUCUGUGUUUUUAUACUACAGUUGAUAGUAUGACAUUCUAGCAUUAAACUUAAUAAGAAUGUAGGUGUUACAGUUAAUAUUACAGUAAAAUCUAUUAGUUGAUCAACAGCAAAUAAAAUAUUUUAUACAACAACAACUUAUGCUUGUCAGCAGUUUCCUCUCACAGGAUUAUGUAUUUACUAUCAUUUAAUAUUGCUCCUGUAAAUAAAAUAUUG
This is a messenger RNA of Mobula hypostoma (lesser devil ray), 2839 nucleotides long. RefSeq names its product raftlin-like. The transcript is spliced from 10 exons. The coding region runs from base 333 to 2438 and encodes 701 amino acids. Lineage: Eukaryota; Metazoa; Chordata; Chondrichthyes; Myliobatiformes; Myliobatidae. The record is from RefSeq and is a predicted model, not a curated record.